AUGGCGGCGAAUAAGCCAGGCGCGCUCACCUGCGAGCAGGUGGAGCGAGCGUGGCUCGACGCUGGCCGACGAGGUGAUACCAAGAGCAUGCAAAGUCUCCGCAAGACGCAUCCCAAGUGGCUCGCGCUGGAUCGCGUACGUAGCCAUUCUCCCGUUCCGACGCGCGAUGAAGCGACGUCCUUCUGCGACUGGGACAAGUUCCACCUUCCGACGGUGGGAGCGUCGGCGCUCCACGCUGCUGCGUGGGACGGUAACUACGAUGUCCUCGAGUUCCUGCUCAAAGAAGGCCAGCAAGUGGACGAGCGCGGCCGUCGCGGCGUCACGGCGUUGAUGGCGACGCUCAUGAGGCACAGCGUGCAAGCGUUGCGUGCAGUUUUCCAGGGAACGGCGGUCGUCCAGCUCAACACGGUCAUGGAUUGCCGAAAGGAGGACGCCGCGCGACUCGACCACACGUUGAGCGUAGUGAAGCUACUACUGCGUCAUGGAGCGAAGACGGAAGCGCGUGAUCAGGAAGGCAAGACGGCGUUGCUUCUCGCCACGAAUGACGAGCUGUUUGAGGUCGCAAAUCUAUUACUGGAGAAUGGAGCACGCAUGGACGCUCAGGACUCGGCUGGUAGGUCCCCGCUUCACGCGUGUUUGCGAGCGUCUGCCGAGCAAAGCGUACUGGUGACGAACCUGCUGGUUUCUCGCGGUGCGCCGAUUGAUCUCCCAGAUAAGACCGGCGAGACUCCCCUAACGAUCGUAGUUAAACGUGGAGACAUCACAGCGCUUCAGUUGCUGCUAAACCACCACUCGCUGGUCGCAACGCUCGCAAGACAGGAUUUUUCUGGUGCCGUGCUGCUGCAAGCCGCAGAGCUCGGCGUAAUCGACGUCGUCCGGUUCUUACUAGACGGUAAGUACGCGAGUAUCGAUGUCGUGAAUGCGCGUGGCGAGACGGCGCUGCACCUGGCGAUUGUAAAGCAGCGGAAGAAGCUGGUGGAAAUGCUGUGCAAGUCCAAGUCUGCUGAACUCCUGCUCAACGCCCGAACGAAGGGCAAAAACGAAUCAGUUCUGCAUUACGCCGCACGCUACGGCUCCGCUGCGGACGUGCAGCUGGUGCUGUCGCUGUUGGGAAAGAAGGCUGUGCAAGAGGUGAAUGAGGCAAACACGGUUGGAUUGACGCCGUUGUACCUCGCCACGGCGGCGCCUACUGCCGGUUCGCCGGAUGAGCGCCGUGCGAAGGUCACGCAGCUGGAGAAGCUCGGCGCAGCGCUGUUUCCCGUGGACAUGCGUCUGUUCCGAGAGGUCAAGAAUGCUGGUGUUGCGUUAGUGGCCGUGCACCCGGCCGUGCGACGUUCUCUGGCCCUGUGGAUGGUCGAGUGUAGUACAUCAUCGCUGUCGGACUUCUGUAUCAACUGGCUGGAGUGCGUGCAGCGCCCCCAAAGCGAUGCCAAGAAGCAAAAUGCGAACAAAUCGGGAGCUAAGCCUAAUGUGAAGGAAGCACAGGCUCAGCGUGUCCCUCUAAGUCCCACAGUGGCAGCGUUCGUGUGCGCGGGUUACGCUGUGGACGCCGUGCCGCUGCUGUUGGCACUGCCGUUCAAGCGCGAGUCGAUGACGCGGUUCCUCGACCUGCUCAAGACUCUGGCUGUCGACACGAAGCACACAUUGCUGCAAAAGCUGCAGCUGGAGCUAGUGGCAGCCUGGAAGGUCGAGACGAACACGUUGACGCCCAAGAAAUAAGCAAGAUGAGCUGUACAAGGAUGAAAGUGACGAACCCGGCAACAAACGAUGCGAACGAAGCAGCCGCCGACGUGAAAUCGCAAUAUGAAAAGUGAGAGCCGCCCGUCAAGUUUGGAGCGGCCCAAGGAUGGAGCAGGUAGUCAGAAGUACCAUUCAGCCACGUACAAGUAGACAAAUAUUACGAUAUAAUGACCACCUCA
This is a messenger RNA of Phytophthora infestans T30-4, 1919 nucleotides long. RefSeq lists its product as uncharacterized. The transcript has 3 exons. Gene Ontology annotation, cellular component: ciliary inversin compartment. The coding region runs from base 1 to 1719 and encodes 572 amino acids. The record is from RefSeq and is a predicted model, not a curated record. Lineage: Eukaryota; Oomycota; Peronosporomycetes; Peronosporales; Peronosporaceae. Gene Ontology annotation, biological process: protein localization to ciliary inversin compartment. Gene Ontology annotation, molecular function: protein binding.